AUGGGCAAAACUUUCCUCUCACUUCCGUACGAAAUAAAGUACAAGAUCCUCGCAGAAGCCUUAGGUGACCAAUUCGACUUUGUAUUUAAGUCGGGAAUGCAAGUCCGUGAAGUUCGCGAGAAGGCGGCCACUGACGAAUUGGAUGACGAUUAUUGUCUGUUGGUCCGAGUCGUCCCGACCAGGGUUCCCACCAGAUACCUUCUCGUUUGCCACGAAUUCAAAACCGUGGCUAUAAAAGUCGCAUCCGACAUGAAUAAACUUGUUUCACAGAAUCAAUCUCAAGUCACGAAGGAUGUUGUCCUCAAAGGGGGCUUACCAGCUUGCAGCUACUACGGCUGGGGACAGGUCUUCGACCAGCUUUGGGAUGAUAAGAAACCAAGCAGGAUCAUCUUGGCUCAUCACCCUCCAAACCCCUGGCACUUUUUAGCCCAGGUUAACAGCAUGGCCUCUAUGAGGUCCAUUUACUUCACUAAGGCAGUAACUACCUGGGGAUAUCGUGGAUUUGAGAAACUCUGGCACACUCAUUACCCCCAUAACGGCUCUGAGACGGCCUCCUGGAUUUCUCUUUUCCUGUCUGCCAACUUCCCUGUCUUGGAAACAAUUGCAAUCGGUGUAGGUAAGAGGGUUUCUCCUAGGCACAAAAGUGGCCUACCCAUCGUCCAGAUGCUCCGAUGGCUUAGGACGGGGCCACGCAACUGGUUGCAACACCAGUUUGGUCUCCCUCUCUUAGAGAUAAUGGACGAGCGAAACCCAAGGUCUCGCUCCUUGGAGCUUAUCUUUGAGAGGAAAGGUAAAGGAAUCGAGAUUCCAUUGGACCUCAAUAGUUACUGUAUGCCUCCACUAGGCUACAAAUGGGUCAAGAAAAUAUCUCCCGACUCUGAGAUCACAGGGAGGGGGAGGUACAUCAAUGAGUGGGACGAUUUCAAUCAAGUUGAAAUCCGCAAGGAAGAGGAAGGUGAAGUUCUCAAAGUUAAGCUUGGGCGUAUGGAUGAGGAUGAAAUGUAUCAUUUGGAGGAGGAUGAAAUGUUUCAUUCAGUUUUUAAGUGCGAGGAAGCCUGCCCUGAUACAACUGGAUUGUUCGAAACAUUCCCUGAGUCAAUCACCACGGUGUUUGAAUAA
Messenger RNA from Orbilia oligospora ATCC 24927, 1119 nucleotides. RefSeq lists its product as uncharacterized. Lineage: Eukaryota; Fungi; Ascomycota; Orbiliomycetes; Orbiliales; Orbiliaceae. The transcript has 2 exons. Bases 1 to 1119 code for a protein of 372 amino acids. The record is from RefSeq and is a predicted model, not a curated record.